Messenger RNA from Cimex lectularius (bed bug), 2126 nucleotides. RefSeq names its product NADP-dependent malic enzyme (gene Men). Bases 235 to 1923 code for a protein of 562 amino acids. NCBI's taxonomy places the organism in Eukaryota, Metazoa, Arthropoda, Insecta, Hemiptera, Cimicidae. The transcript has 12 exons. Gene Ontology annotation, cellular component: mitochondrion. The record is from RefSeq and is a predicted model, not a curated record. Gene Ontology annotation, biological process: pyruvate metabolic process; malate metabolic process. Gene Ontology annotation, molecular function: malate dehydrogenase (decarboxylating) (NAD+) activity; NAD binding; malate dehydrogenase (decarboxylating) (NADP+) activity.
AAAAGCAAACGUGUUGUUUAUAGCAAAUAUUUGUUUUCUACAAGCUGGAAAUAUCGGAUUACCUGUUCCAUUGAUUGUUUCAAGCUGAACACAAAUGAAUACUUGGCUCGUUUGAAUCCGAAGAGGUAGAAAGGCGAAGAGGGGUGUUGACGACAGCGCAUGUCCCCCUACAACUACAAAGUCAGCUGGCGGUGAAGUAAGACUCUUCAGUGGACCAAAACCUUUCGAGUAGACAUGUCGAACCCACAACCACCAUGCACCCUUAGGGGUGUUGACCAUCUAACUUUACCUUCGUUGAACAAGGGGAUGGCAUUCAGUCUGAAAGAGAGGCAGAGCCUAGGAAUCCAUGGGCUUUUGCCACCAUGUGUCAGAUCACAAGAGACCCAACUAGAGCUUGUAAGGAUCAGUGUUGAUCGCUACACCGAGCCGAUCAACAAAUAUACAUACCUGAUGGGUUUGCUUGAACGAAAUGAAAAGCUGUUUUACAGAUUUUUAAGCGAAAAUGUCGAGGAUAUAAUGCCAUAUGUAUACACACCCACAGUUGGUCUGGCCUGCCAGACUUAUGGGUUGGUCUUAAGGAAACCCAAAGGGCUUUUCAUUUCGAUCCAUGACAAAGGAAAUGUAUACGAAGUUCUCAAAAACUGGCCUGAACGAGAUGUGAGAGCCAUUGUCGUUACCGAUGGAGAAAGGAUAUUGGGAUUAGGAGAUUUGGGAGCCUACGGUAUGGGCAUUCCAGUUGGAAAAUUGGCUUUGUACACUGCCCUGGCUUUUAUUGACCCUAAAUAUUGUCUGCCAAUCACUUUAGAUGUUGGAACAAAUAACCAGCAACUUUUGGAUGACAAAUUUUAUAUAGGUUUGAGGCAAAAACGAAUUACUGGCCCUGAAUAUGAUGAUUUCAUUGAGGAGUUCAUGAAAGCAGCAGUAAAGCGUUUUGGGCAAAACGUUUUGAUUCAGUUUGAGGAUUUUGGAAACAGCAAUGCAUUCCGUUUGCUGAGUAAAUACAGGGAUCAUUAUUGCACCUUCAAUGAUGAUAUCCAAGGGACAGCAGCAGUUGCUGUCGCCGGUGUUUUUGCAUCUCUUAGAGCUACAGACACCAAGCUUUCUGAUAACAAGAUUGUGUUUCAAGGCGCUGGAGAAGCAGCUUUAGGGAUUGCAGAGUUAUGUGUGAAAGCAAUGGUGGGUGAAGGAGUUCCGGAAGAAGAAGCUAGAUUAAAAAUCUGGCUUGUUGACUCAAAAGGUCUUAUUGUCCAAAACAGACCAGCAGGUGGUUUGUCUGAGCAUAAAAUGAAAUUUGCCCAUAGUCAUCCACCAAUUAACAGCUUGAAAGAGGUCGUUCAAACAAUAAAACCCUCAAUACUGAUUGGUGCUGCGGCUGUUGGGGGAGCUUUUACAAAUGAAAUCCUCACAUUAAUGGGAGAAUUUAACAAAACCCCAAUAAUAUUUGCUCUAAGCAAUCCAACAAGCAAAGCAGAAUGUACAGCAGAAAAUGCCUAUACAUACACCCAGGGUCGUUGUUACUUUGCAUCUGGAUCACCAUUCCCACCAUUCACAUAUGAAGGAAAGACACAUUAUCCAGGUCAAGGAAACAAUUCUUACAUUUUCCCUGGAAUAUCCCUUGGUGUGAUUUGUGCUGGAGUAAAGACAAUAAACGAGGACAUUUUCUUACUGUCGGCCAAGAUAUUGGCUGAAAUGGUGACUGAUCAAGAUCUGGCAAAAGGCAGUUUAUACCCACCCCUUCGAACAAUCCAGCACUGUUCAUUGAUUAUUGCCACUAAAAUUGCAGAAUAUGCUUAUGAAAAUGGUCUAGCAAGCUAUUACCCUGAACCAGAUAACAAAGAACAGUUUGUCAAAGAACAGUUGUACGAUGUUCUUUACUCACCAUCGACCCCCCACGAAUAUUCAUGGCCCGACCAGAAGUUAUAAAUUAUUAGAUAAAAUGGCUGAAUGUUCCCGCAUCAAAAGCAAUUCACUCUGAUUGAUUUUGUUUUUUUAUCACAGAAAAUAUUAUAAACCUUAUCAACGAAUAGUUAAAACAAGGCAAUUAAUAUUUUUUUUAGAAAAUCAACUAUUUACACAUAACUUAACAAAGUGGAGGGAUUAUAGUUACAGUUUUUCACACUGAAAAA